AUGUCCUCGGAGGAGCAGCUGAGCGAAGCCUUGGCCGAUGCCGCGCGUUACGGUGAGUACGACGAGGCCCGGGCGUAUCUGGACCAGGGCGCGCUCGCCGACGCGUACGACGGGCUCCUCUACGCCGCGGCGAACGGACACGAGGAAAUUGUCAACCUCUUGCUCGAGUACGGCGCCGAUGUGAACAAGACGAACGAGCAGGGGAGCACGGCGCUGCACUGGGCGUGCCUGAACGGACACCCCGGCAUCGUCCAGCUGCUGUUGGACAAGGGCGCGACACCGAAAAUUUGUAACGAGGCGGGACGCACGGCGCUGGACGAGGCAAUGCACAACGCGCGGGACGAGUGCGUCAAAAUCUUGAUGGAAGCCGAGGGCGAGGAAGAUGUUGAGCUCGAAGAAAUUGACGAAGAAGACGCCGAGGAUGUCACCACGGACGAGGAGGAGCAAGGGAUGGACUGA
Molecule: messenger RNA, 459 nt
Organism: Ostreococcus tauri
Lineage: Eukaryota; Viridiplantae; Chlorophyta; Mamiellophyceae; Mamiellales; Bathycoccaceae
Product: Ankyrin repeat
Exons: 1
Coding region: 1-459 (152 amino acids)
Cellular component (GO): cytoplasm; nucleus
Molecular function (GO): protein binding
Source: RefSeq, a predicted model, not a curated record